ACUCUGAAGUAUGUAUCAAUCGUUGUUUCUCUGGAUAAGUAUUAUGAUUUGUUAUGUCCUCAACAACCGGCUUGCUGAACCGGAUUCUUGGUAAAAAAAACAUUUUUUCAUUCUCAGAAUUACUGAAGCAUGGAAUAAAUAACCUGCAUCCGUUGUUAGCUGUCUGGGCACCACAUCCUUCAAAGAAUCAAUGCUUCUUGAAAUUCCCCAACAGUACAUUUGAUGUCCCCAAGCACCACCCUGUAUUUCAAGUAUUUAGUUUGUUGUUUAUAAAUCAUGGCAGCUACAGAACCAAGACAAUGGGAAAUCCAUCUCCCGAUGCCAUCAAAACGUGUAUUUGCAACUCCUGUUAUUCUUAAUGACAAGUUAUACGUCAUUGGAGGUUGUGAUAUGUGUGGCAAGCCACUAGCUAACUUUGAGAUGUAUGACUUGAAAGCCAAUACAUGGACAACCUUCCCUGGCAUUCCAACUAAAAGAGCAGGUGCUGCCGCUGUCGCUGUUGGAAAGAAAAUCAUUGUGCUUGGUGGUGUGUCUGAGACUCAAAAGCCUCUUGAUUCAGUUGAGAUCUUUGAUACUGAUACAAAUGAAUGGACUGUUGGAGAGAGCAUGAGGGAAAGCUUGCUUGGAGUUCCAGCAACUGUUCACGAUGGUAAUGUAAUUGUUGUUGGCGGUAUGGCAGCAGAUGGAAACCCUCGUAACUAUUUCAUGUCUUACGAUGUGGAGAAAAAUGUCUGGAAAAGCUUACCACCGAUGCCCACCGAACGCUAUGCAACUUUCUCCUUUCUUGUAGAUAACCAACUCUAUGUAAUAGGUGGACGGCAAGGUAAACUUCCAGUCGAUGUCUUUGAAAAGUUUGACUUCUCUUCGAAUGAAUGGGAAACUUUACCAAAUAUCCCCUCAAAGCGAGUCUUUGCUAUGUAUGUUACUGAUGACAUGCAUAUUUUCAGUGUUGGAGGAUUAAAUCAAAAAGCAGAGGAUGGAUUCUCAAAUAUCUUGGAAUGUUAUAACAUUGUAGAAAAUAGUUGGGUGACCUGUCCACCAAUGCCUACUAAACGAGGGGAUUUUGCAAUUGGUAUGAUUGCUGGAAAAAUUGUAUGUGCUGGAGGAUUUGGAAAUUUGGGUCGACCUUUGAGUGUUGUGGAAUGUUAUGACCCUACAAGCGGCACCUGGUCGACUCUCUCGGAUAUUCCAAGCUCACAUAGUUCAUGUGCUUAUACUAUGUACGAAGGGCGGCUUUAUAUCAUUGGUGGCUUGUCUUUACAAGGUAACAGUGGGUGUAUGGAGUCCAUUGGACUUAAUUAAUUGGGAACGCAUUUUAUUUAAUUACUCUCUGCUGCAUACAAUGAUCCAACAAACGGACUUAGUUCUUAAAACGGUUUCACCAAUGCAUUUGCAUUAAGUAAGUUUUUAUUAUUUUAAAAAUUUUGUGCAAUAUCAACUUUUGUACUGUACUAUAUUAACGAAUAAUGCACAUUUUUAAUUACGUCACAUACACACAUGCAUAUAU
Messenger RNA from Octopus bimaculoides (California two-spot octopus), 1507 nucleotides. Its product is annotated as kelch domain-containing protein 8A. The record is from RefSeq and is a predicted model, not a curated record. Gene Ontology annotation, molecular function: protein binding. NCBI's taxonomy places the organism in Eukaryota, Metazoa, Mollusca, Cephalopoda, Octopoda, Octopodidae.